This is a messenger RNA of Pediculus humanus corporis (human body louse), 1488 nucleotides long. Its product is annotated as trithorax protein ash2, putative. Bases 1 to 1488 code for a protein of 495 amino acids. The transcript is spliced from 8 exons. Gene Ontology annotation, cellular component: Set1C/COMPASS complex. The record is from RefSeq and is a predicted model, not a curated record. Gene Ontology annotation, molecular function: transcription cis-regulatory region binding; protein binding. Lineage: Eukaryota; Metazoa; Arthropoda; Insecta; Psocodea; Pediculidae.
AUGGAAAGAGAGGGUAAUUGUUAUUGUGGCAAAGAAAGAAAUUUAAAUAUUUGCGAACUUCUUUGCAGUACUUGUCUUAAAUGGUAUCAUGAAAGUUGUAUUAGCUAUCAAUUGGGAAAAUUAGUACCUUUCAUGGUUAAUUAUCAUUUUGUUUGUAAAAAUUGUUCUCCUACUGGAUUGGAGACACUUGGAAAUCUAGUACAAACAAGCAUAAAAGAAGGCAAACCUAGAACAAUGUUUCAUAAAGAUAAAGAAAUAAUCCCCUUUAUAGAUACUUAUUGGGAAGGAAUGACUACAAUGCCUAGAAGAGUUACACAAUCAUGGCAUGCUACAAUUUUAAGAGCAUUGACAAAAGAAACUGGAACUUUAUUCAAACAUGAAGAUACACCCGAUGGAAAUUGUUUUGGAUUGUUAAAUUUAGAAUUAACACAAAUACGUCCCUCGUAUGAAACAAUGGGGAAAACAGGAAAUAGUAAACAAAGCGAUGUUGUUCCUACAAAGGGUAGAUCGAAAAGAAAAUUACCCGCGGAUUCGAGUGGACCGGUAAAAAAGGGUAGAGGAGGUGGAGGAGAUGCGGUACCUAAACUACCCGCUCACGGAUACCCGUUAGAACAUCCACACAAUAAAGAUGGUUAUAGGUAUAUAUUAGCCGAACCCGAUCCUCACGCACCUUUUCGUCAGGAAUUUGACGAAAGUCCUGAUUGGGCUGGAAAACCCAUACCCCCUUGGUUGUACAGAGCCGUCGUUUCGAACACGGUAUUAUUAGCACUUCACGAUCGGGCACCACAAAUAAAAGUAUCGGAUGACAGGUUGACGUGUACCGGAGACAAAGGAUACUGCAUGCUUAGGGCAACUCAUUCCGUUACUCGUGGUACCUGGUACUGGGAAGCGACCAUAACCGAAAUCCCCGAUGGCGGAGCCGUGAGAUUGGGUUGGGCUCAGGAAUAUGCCAAUUUACAAGCACCCAUAGGUUACGAUAAAUUCGGUUAUUCCUGGAGAUCCAUUAAGGGAACCAAAUUUCACGAAAGUCACGGGAAACAUUAUUCGGAGGGAUACGCCGUGGGUGACGUUUUGGGAUUUUUAAUAACUUUACCGGAAAAAUCCGACGUCAGGUAUUUGCCGCAAACGUACAAAAAGGACAGGCCGCUCGUCAAAUUCAAAUCUCAUCUUUACUACGAAGAAAAGGAUCAAGUCGUCGAGGCUUUGAAAGCUUUGAAACCUUUACCGGGAUCUAAAAUAUAUUUUUAUAAAAAUGGCGAGUGUCAAGGUUUAGCUUUCGAAGAUAUUUAUCAGGGAGCUUAUUUUCCAGCCGUGUCGAUGUUUAAAUCGACGACGGUGACCGUUAAUUUCGGUCCGAAUUUUAAACAUCCGCCGGAUAUACCUCACCGAGGGAUGCACGAGAAAUCGGAGGAAGGAAUCGUCGAACAAACUCUGGCGGACGUGCUUUUUUUCACGGAAAAUUUUGGAAAAUUAAAAUUGGAUCCUUAA